AUGGCCUCGGAGUCCCUUGUUCUCACCACCACCACCGAAGAGCAACACAAAGACGUCACAGUGGGGACUAUUACAUGCACUGCACCUAUCCCGUUUGGAGGAGAAGAACAAUGGCUUUACUUACCAGCAACCAAGAAAUUCGACCUAUCUCGGGGUUCGCAGCAGAAAAUGGUCUUCGAGUGCGAUGAAGAAGGCCGCAACCACACCGGCUUCAUGAUUGACCCUGGUAACUCGGUCUUGAUUGUGGUCGACAUGCAAAACUACUUUGUUCACCCACUCUAUCGAGAUCACGCCGCAGGGAUUGCCGCUAUUGAACCGACAUUGAAAGUCAUCGAGAGAUGCCGCAAGGAAGGAAUUCAGAUCGCCUGGCUCAACUGGGGAAUCACUGACCACGACUUGAAGAAGAUGGCACCUGCUAUUCAGCGAGGCUUCAGUAAGAGUCUGGGAUGGCAUGUCGGGCUCGGCGCCCAGCUACCCGAUAAUCAGGGAAGGUGCUUGUUCAAGCGGACUUGGAACGCCGAACUCUACGACCCUUUCAAAGCAGUCGCUCAGCCUGGCGAUUUGUAUUUCGACAAGACGCGAAUGAGUGGACUCUGGUCCGAGAAGGAGCCUCUUCACGAGUACCUCCGUGCUUCUGGAAAGCAAACCCUACUUUUCGCUGGCGUCAACACCGACCAAUGCGUGUUUGGUACCGUGUCUGAUGCCUACUCCUACGGAUGGGACUGUGUCCUGAUCAGCGACUGCACAGGCACAAUGACGGGCCGAGGAGCUCAGGAACUCGCUGAGUACCAGAUUUCGCAAAAUAUGGGCUUUGUCAUCACCAGCAGCGCUUUCUGUGACGCGCAACUUUGUGAACAUUUUGAGGGUUGCUGA
Messenger RNA from Alternaria arborescens, 873 nucleotides. RefSeq lists its product as hypothetical. The coding region runs from base 1 to 873 and encodes 290 amino acids. NCBI's taxonomy places the organism in Eukaryota, Fungi, Ascomycota, Dothideomycetes, Pleosporales, Pleosporaceae. The transcript has a single exon. The record is from RefSeq and is a predicted model, not a curated record.